Molecule: messenger RNA, 1473 nt
Organism: Stylophora pistillata
Lineage: Eukaryota; Metazoa; Cnidaria; Anthozoa; Scleractinia; Pocilloporidae
Product: microfibril-associated glycoprotein 4
Source: RefSeq, a predicted model, not a curated record
UUUCUAUAUGACACGUUAUUUCGUUCAUGCACAUUUAAGGCAGACUUGUCACAGCUGAUCGCACUCGCUACGAAAAGCGCGCUAAGCUAAUCUUUAAAUUAUCACGAUAACUCCUGUUUCCUUGAGUUUUCUUUGGAGUUUUCUGUUCUUGGCGGUCUUAGUGACGAUUCAAGUCUCAGCAAAGCCAGGGAACAGUGCAACUAAACCUAUCAAGACAAAGAAGUGCAACAGCAUUUUUUUCUACGAGGCACCAAACAAGAACAUGGAAACUAUGUAAAGAAACAGCUCGCCCACAUGCAAACUGACAUCAACUUUCUCAAAGAAAAAGUGAAACCGAAAGAUAAACUCAAGAAUUAUGUCAAAAAUUCAUUUUAGCCAUUCUGAACCAGUGAUCAAGGUUUUCAGUGUUCUCCUGAUAGCCAAAAACUCUCUCGGUUCGGUGCGGCAGUACAUCUGUUCUCGAACUAGAAUUGAAAAGGCUCAAUAUUUAUCCCAUCUGUUAAUUUGUUUAUCUUUACAGUAAAGAAGAACUGUGCUGAUCUGUACAAAUCGGGUCAUAGUAUUAGCGGAGUUUACAGGAUCGAUCCUGAUGGCUUAGGUGCCUUCAAUGUCCGAUGUCUUCUGUGACCAAACCGCAACAGGCGGAGGGUGGACUGUGUUCCAAAAGAGACUGGAUGGCUCCGUUAAUUUCUACCGCGGCUGGGCCGACAACAAGAAUGGCUUUGGAAAUCUGAAGGGUGAGUUUUGGUUGGGGCUUGAUAAGCUAUACCGUCUGACAAAAACAAAGAACAAGCUUCGAGUCGAUCUGGAAGAUACCAAGCAGUUGAGUCUUGGGACCUAUUCAGGCACUGCAGGUGAUUCCCUCUGUGCUCAUCGAGGUUUUCCCUUCACUACCAAAGAUCGGGACAAUGACAACUGGGGUCGUAACUGUGCUGUGAGGUACAAAGGAGCCUGGUGGUAUAAAAGCUGUCAUGGCUCAAACUUAAAUGGUGUUUAUCAUUGUGAGAAGCAUUCGUCAUAUGCUGAUGGAGUCAAUUGGAGACAGUGGAAAGGAUACCACUACUCCGCUAAGAGAGCUGAGAUGAAAAUCAGACCAGUAAAGUUUUAGAAUUUGCUGUCGCUUAAUUUUCUUGAGACAAAAUAAGAAUUGUAAGAGAAAUGUCAAGCUCCUUUAAAAGAGUGAUUAAAGACUUCAAAAAAGUAUUUUUCUUGUUUGUAGAAUUAUUUGCACCUCGUUCCUACCACAAUGUCUCUGUUCCCAGUACUCCACCAAACAAGAGAGGAUCUAACUAUCCAUUAGAACCACAAAUUCUGGGAAAUUAUCUUGGAGAAAUGCAGAUAAACAUUUUCUCUGUUUUACCCCAAAUAAAAAAUCACUGAAACUGUACUAAGAUAAAUGUAGUAGACAUCUAUAUUUAUACAGGAUAGCCCCUUCAGUGUAGUAAACACUGGUAUCAACAGGGGUCCUGUUAA